Molecule: messenger RNA, 1410 nt
Organism: Helobdella robusta
Lineage: Eukaryota; Metazoa; Annelida; Clitellata; Rhynchobdellida; Glossiphoniidae
Exons: 9
Coding region: 1-1410 (469 amino acids)
Source: RefSeq, a predicted model, not a curated record
AUGCCUCCUAAAAGACACAAAAUCGUUAUCUACUUUCUCUUCUUCAACAUUUUUCACCAUGAUGUACUGAAUGAAGCCAGCAGCAGCCUUAGCGACACCACCACCACCAAGAGCCAAGUGGCAAACAUUGCCAGCCUCAAGCCUGCUCGCCAGAGCCACACAUUCAGCAAUAAAGGAGCGCAACUUGCCGCUGACACAAACGCCAGCAGCUGCAGUGUGGCUGGCGUCGGUUCAGAGUCCGAGGAGUUCGCUUGGUGGCAAGUGGACCUCCAGGUUGUGGCCAGUGUAGUCAGGGUCAGUCUGUUAAACACCUUAGAUGCUUAUGAAUCGACCUACCUGUCUAACUUCGAUGUUAUUGUGGGUCUUGAUAACGCCACAUCAUUAUCACCACCACCACCAUCGUCGUCGUCGUCGUCGUCAUCUUCUUCAUCAUCCUCAUCGUCAUCGUCCUCACCGUCGAACCAAAUCUGUGCAUCGUACAAAGGAACAGUUGAACCUGGCAAGCAAAUCAUCAUUCAGUGCCAGGCUCCAACAAUAGCCAGGUAUGUGACGGUGAGGCGAAAGGAUGGUUUCAGGCAGGACGCCUUGUCGCUCUGUGAAGUCGGCGUGUUCGUCGUGUGGCCGAUAUUAGAAUAUGAACUUGCCAGUCCUGUCUCGACCCAGCAAAGCAGCACAUUCGGUCCUUACAUUUCGGCACUGGCCGCCGAUAGAAAUCGAAGCACGUGCAGUAUAGCCGGUGUUGGGUCGAAUUCUGCUUCGUUUGGCUGGUGGCAAGCAGACCUCGGUGAAGAUAAAAUCGUUUACAGGGUUGGCAUCGUCAACACAGCUUCUGAAUACGAAUCCAACUACCUGAACAACUUCAACGUCUCAGUGGAUUCCGGAGCUGACAGCCGCAACCAAAUAUGCUCCAUAUUCAGCGAAACUGCUUCCGUCUUUCCUGGAUUGGAAGUUAACUUCACCUGCAAUCCCGGUCCACUCUUUGGCAGAUAUGUAACCAUACAGAGGUUCGGUGGAUUCCGACGAGAUGCAAUAUCGUUAUGCGAAUUCUCCUUUAUUUCACAAUCUAAUCCAUAUUUUACUUUCACUACCAAUCGCUUCUCAUUUCCAAACCUACCCAAAACCCACCCAUUCCAAGUUUCUCAUCUCAUUCUCAAUCCUACCAAAAACCCACUCAAUCCAUGUUUCUCAUCUCAUCUCAUUCCCAAUCUUACCCAAAACCCACUCAUUCCAUGUUUCACCUUCGACGGAAUUUCCUCCACAUGUCUGGUCAUUGGUGUUGGGUCAUUUUCCGAAAGUUUUGCCUGGUUUCAAGUCGAUCUCGGGGAAGUGGUCCAAGUGUUUUCUAUUUCACUGUUGAAUUCCAAUAAUUCUUACGGUGAGUAUGAUUUUGUGUUGGUUAAAAGGGUUUAA